AUGAGUAACACAGACGAAGGGAUUAAGAUGAUUAAAGAUCGGCUGUGUUGUAAAAGGCUUCUCCUUCUCCUCGAUGAUGUUAACAAAAAGAAUCAAUUGAAUGCACUUAUGGGCAAGUGCGAUUGGUUCGGUGAAGGAAGUAAGCUUAUCAUCACAAACAGAGAGGUUGUCAAUGUUAUUGAAGUGGAUUGCGCCUAUGAGCUUAACUGCAUGGAUUACAACAAAUCUCUUCAACUUUUCAGCAAAUGUGCCUUUAGAAGAGAUUGUCCUUUGGAUGAUUAUCUCACCCACUCCAGAAAGGCGGUAGGCAUUGCCCAAAGUCUGCCAUUAGCUCUCGAGGUUAUAGGUUCGUCUUUAUCAGGCAGCAAGAAAGAAAAGUGGGAUGUCAUACUGAAAAUGUUGGAAAAAGUUCCUCACGAGGAAGUCAGCAGUAAGCUGAAGAUAAGUUAUGAGACAUUGGAUGAUCGACAAAAGCACGUCUUUCUUAAUGUAGCUUGUCUUUUCAUUGAAUGUGACAAAAAUAUUGUGAUCCAAAUGGAUGACUCUGAACUUUUCCGGAAGAAGCCUUGGAAGCUCUGCAGCAUAUGUCCUUGA
Syzygium oleosum is the source of this 594-nucleotide messenger RNA. RefSeq names its product disease resistance protein RUN1-like. NCBI's taxonomy places the organism in Eukaryota, Viridiplantae, Streptophyta, Magnoliopsida, Myrtales, Myrtaceae. The record is from RefSeq and is a predicted model, not a curated record. Gene Ontology annotation, biological process: defense response. Gene Ontology annotation, molecular function: ADP binding. The transcript has a single exon. Bases 1 to 594 code for a protein of 197 amino acids.